GUUGGCAGUGGGUUUCGUAUCUCUGGGUUUUAAGGUGUCGGCCGCCGGCGCCAUGGUGUCAAGGGUACAGCUGCCGCCUGAGAUCCAGCUGGCGCAGCGCCUGGCGGGGAACGAGCAGGUGACCCGCGACCGCGCAGUGAGGAAGCUCCGGAAAUACAUCGUCGCCAGGACGCAGCGGCCUGCAGGUGGUUUCACUCACGACGAGCUGCUGAAGGUGUGGAAAGGUCUGUUUUAUUGCAUGUGGAUGCAGGACAAGCCACUGCUCCAGGAGGACCUAGGAAAGACAAUUUCCCAGCUCAUCCACGCUUUCCAGACCACAGAGACACAGCACCUGUUCCUUCGGACGUUCUGGCAAACCAUGAGCCGUGAGUGGACGGGCAUAGACAGACUACGCCUGGACAAGUUCUACAUGCUCAUGCGUAUGGUCCUGAAUGAGUCCUUGAAGGUCGUGAAGAUGCAUGGCUGGGAAGAAAGACAGAUUGAGCAGCUGCUGGAGCUGCUCAUGACUGAGAUCCUGCACCCCAGCAGCCAGGUCCCGCAUGGGGUGAAGAGCCACUUCAUCGAGAUCUUCCUGGAGGAGCUGACCAAAGUGGGUGCUGAAGAGCUGACAGCAGACCAGAACCUCAAAUUCAUCGAGCCCUUCUGUAGAAUUGCUGCCCAGACCAAGGAUUCCCGGGUUUUGCAUAACAUCACUCGAGGCAUCUUUGAAACAAUUGUGGAGCAGGCACCACUAGCUAUUGAAGACCUUAUGAAUGAACUGGAAGCACAAGAUGAGGAGACGGAUGGUGAUGGUGAGGCCUCAGAGCAGGACAGUGACGAUGAAUCCUUGGAGCAGAACGGCUCUAUUCACAGGGCUGAACCUGAGGCAUACCAGGAGCUAUCAGGAGAUGAUAGGGACGGUCCUGGCCCUGUCCUCCAGUUUGACUAUGAGGCAGUUGCUAACAGACUGUUCGCCGUGGCCAGUCAACAGAGCACCCCUUCUCUGAACAGGAAGCGUCUCUACAAAGUGAUCCGAAAGUUGCAGGACCUGGCAGGAGGUGUUUUUCCUGAGGAGGAGAUGCCGGAAGAAGCCUACAGGAAUCUCCUGCAAGGGCGGAGGGAGAGGAAGGUGAAGCGGCGUGUGCGCAGAUCACAGUUGCAGCGCAAGGAAGGGAAAAGUGAAAAGGAAGACUCGAGCCCCAGCCGGAGCUCAGGACCUGAGAGGAAGAGGAGGAGGGGCAUGGGGGCUGACCCCAAGGAAAAGCAGCCCAAGAGCCGUGGCCGGAGAGGAAUUCGUCAGAGGAGGAGGCAGCCUCGGCAACCAACCUGGGCCAGAACAAAGGCAGCUAAUGUCCAGGAGCCAGCCAAGAAAAAGAAAAGGAGCCUGGAAAGCGGGAAAUGACACAGCUGGGCCCAGGACAGGCAGAGAGGCUGUGCUCGCACUGCUGCUUCCUGUUGGCACCAAGGGGCAGGGUGAUGGGGCUGUUCCUGGGGAGUCAGUACCCGGGUCCUGCACUGACUGUCAGGAAGGAGGCAGGGACAGGCCUGGGAGGGUGGGUUCUGCGGUAGUUUUGGCAUCCUGGGAAAUGCUGCUUUCUCCAGAGAGCAACUGUGAAGACCCUGGAUCAGAUCAAAGUCCAAAGACUUGAAACUUCCCCUUGCACCAGGACUGGUCCCCUGUGCUGCAGGGUGUCCAUAAAAUAAAAUGCCGCACUGUCCUUUCCAGGAAAGUUGCUCCUGGCGUGUUUGUGCACAUGGGCUCCUGGUGGGAAAUGGCAGGUGCAGCCUCUGAGCAGC
This is a messenger RNA of Carlito syrichta (Philippine tarsier), 1776 nucleotides long. Its product is annotated as ribosomal RNA processing protein 1 homolog A. The transcript has 13 exons. The coding region runs from base 53 to 1381 and encodes 442 amino acids. Gene Ontology annotation, biological process: rRNA processing. NCBI's taxonomy places the organism in Eukaryota, Metazoa, Chordata, Mammalia, Primates, Tarsiidae. The record is from RefSeq and is a predicted model, not a curated record. Gene Ontology annotation, cellular component: preribosome, small subunit precursor; nucleus; preribosome, large subunit precursor.